AUGAUAUCGCGGUCCCCUACGUCAUCCGACGAAUACCCUUGUUUCCCCGGAUUCUUUCCCAUCCAUUGUCAUUUACAUCUACGGGCAAUAAUGACGAACACCAACAUGAAUCCCGCCAAUGAGCAGACCAAGCGCAAGAUCAUUAUCUUCUCUGACUUCGAUGGCACGAUCUUCAUGCAAGACACCGGGCACAUCCUCUUCGACGCCCACGGCGUUGGCGCAGAAGGUCGCGCCGCCUUAGAAGCGCAAAUGAAAACAGGCGAGCACGGCUUCGUGAUCAUGCAGCAGAAACUCGAGAUGGACCCGGGCUUCCGCGAGUUCCACGCUUUCUGCCGCGAGAACGGGUACCCGUUCAACGUGAUCAGCGCGGGACUGCGGCCUAUUCUGAAGCGGGUGCUGGACCUCUUCCUGGGCGAGAAGGAGGCCUCCUCAAUCGACAUCGUCGCUAACGACGCCAUUAUCAACCCGGACGGAUCGGAGUGGAAGCCGAUCUGGCGCCAUGAUACUGAUACCGGACACGACAAGGCUCUUUCUGUCAACGAAGCGCGGGCGCAGGCGCAGGCACAAUGCGAGCCUGAUGAGAUGCCACUGAUUGUGUUUAUUGGCGACGGGGUCUCGGACCUCCCGGCUGCGCGCGAAGCGGAUGUACUAUUUGCGCGGGAGAGGGUUAAGGCUCGAAGAGAGAUUGAGAAGAUCGCGCGCGAGGACCAGUCGAAGACGGGUGGUGUUGGGAAACCGGUGCGGUAUAACCCCCGGGCGAAUAUGUGGAGACGGAUUUCGAGUAAAGAGGCUGUACCGCAGAUUAUGGCAGCUGCAACGCCGUCAAAGGAGGAGAAGAUGUUCCUUUGGCCCGAGACGUUCUCGGAAUACAUCCCCAAAACUAUCCAGGAAGACGAGGUCGCUCACUGA
Molecule: messenger RNA, 909 nt
Organism: Penicillium chermesinum
Lineage: Eukaryota; Fungi; Ascomycota; Eurotiomycetes; Eurotiales; Aspergillaceae
Exons: 7
Coding region: 1-909 (302 amino acids)
Source: RefSeq, a predicted model, not a curated record